CUAAAAUCGUAAAAUAUCGCAAAUAUCUAAAAGCUUGUGUCUCAUAUUUUCAGCCAUUCAUUAUUGAAUGUUAUUUGGAAAAAUCGAAGAUAAUUUGAGCGAGAGGAACAUGAAGAGCAAAAGUAUUCAAGGCUCACUGCCGAUUCCUCUGUGGCUCCACUAAUAAUUGAUAUAUUUACUCUCACGUCUCAACAUUAAACAAGAUGUCCAUGUUGUAGAAGAAUGGUUGCUUUACUUUGGCAGAUGACAACUUUUGAUGUUCUUGCUCUUUCAGGAAAAUACAAUGAAAAGCGCAUGAAAGAAACAAAAUUGCAUUGUAAACGCACCCAUAUCACAAGAAGAAACGCAACAUCACUAUUUCUGUUCCUUUCUUCUUCAAUUCCAUUCCAAUCCCAACAAGCAUAUGCAGCUGAAUCGUCGAUUCUAGACAUGUUUAGAAUGACUGUUCCUGACCAGACAGUGGAGGAAGCAGAGAAUGGAAUCAGAGAACAUGCAAUGAGUUUGGUACAAGUGAAAGAUCUGUUGGAAUUGGAAUCAUGGAAAGAGGCGCAAAAGGAAUUGAGGAAGAGUGCUUCUUAUUUGAAACAAGACAUUUAUACGAUAAUUCAAGGGAAGCCUGGAAUGGAAAGACCUCAACUUCGGAAUCUUUAUUCCAAACUUUUUAAUGAUGUCACAGGGUUAGAUUAUGCAGCGAGGGAUAAGGAUGUGCCACGUGUCUGGAAAUUGUAUAAGGAUAUUGUUGUCACUCUUGAUGAUAUUUUAUCUAAAGUUUAAUUACAAUUAGAGCGUAUUAUUUUAAGUA
Messenger RNA from Lactuca sativa (garden lettuce), 802 nucleotides. RefSeq names its product PsbQ-like 3 (gene PQL3). Gene Ontology annotation, molecular function: calcium ion binding. Gene Ontology annotation, biological process: photosynthetic electron transport chain; photosynthesis. The record is from RefSeq and is a predicted model, not a curated record. Lineage: Eukaryota; Viridiplantae; Streptophyta; Magnoliopsida; Asterales; Asteraceae. Gene Ontology annotation, cellular component: chloroplast; extrinsic component of membrane; photosystem II.